CCUGCUCACCCCCGCGAUGGGGAGCCGAUCCCCGCAGCGGGCCUUCGCUGGGUGAAGGGGCCGUGGGGACUUGAGCCCGCCGACGGCGCCGAGAUCUGGUCGCUUGGAGAACGCGGGUACAACCAGAUCACCAUUCGAAGAAAGAAAACGGCACAAACAUACAUUUCCGGAGGUCCGCGCGGAUGUCUUGGAUCGACGCUACGGCCCCACUGGUGGCACUUCUAGUCCGCCCCUGGCGCGCUCCGCGCGCACGGGAGGGGGUCCAGCACCGAUCCAAGAUAUCGGCGCGGGCCUUCGAAUGUUUAUGUUUACGUAGUUUUAUGUUCUUCUGACCAUAGAGCAGAUCGCCAGGGAGCACACGCCGGAAGGCGUCGCGGAAAUCAUCCACAAGGAGCUUCCGCCGCGGUUCGCGCAGCGCCUGCGGCAGAUGGAGACCAGCUGCCCAGACUGGAAGGAUAUCCCCGGCAUGAAGGAGUGCUACGCGACGCUUGAGCAGUCCUUCAACAACCUGCGGCUCGUAAAGUUCGACGCGUCGGACCUAUCCGACUUCACAGAGGUGAUCAAGGACCUCCGGGAGAGGCACAAGGAGAUCGUGCCGUUGUUUUCUAGGGCGGCAGAAGGGCUGCGGAACAACACCUCGAUGACAUCGAAGGAUAUCGACGAGUGGCUGGACAAGAUUAUGACCUCUCGCAUGGGGACGGAGAUGCUCACAGCCCACUA
Molecule: messenger RNA, 720 nt
Organism: Prorocentrum cordatum
Lineage: Eukaryota; Dinophyceae; Prorocentrales; Prorocentraceae
Source: the annotation of a GenBank genome assembly